This is a messenger RNA of Acanthopagrus latus (yellowfin seabream), 4485 nucleotides long. RefSeq names its product NLR family CARD domain-containing protein 3-like. NCBI's taxonomy places the organism in Eukaryota, Metazoa, Chordata, Actinopteri, Spariformes, Sparidae. The transcript is spliced from 11 exons. The record is from RefSeq and is a predicted model, not a curated record. The coding region runs from base 146 to 3418 and encodes 1090 amino acids. Gene Ontology annotation, molecular function: protein binding.
AGUCUAACAGGAAUACAGACUCCCAGUCUGAACUCGCCUCUCUGGAUGUUUCCUCCUCACAGUUUAGUUUCACUUUCUCUUACAGGUGUGUCGCAGAUAGUUUUCUCCGUCUGAACCUCCAGCUGAAGAUGAAAGUGUGUGUGAGAUGAGCAGCAGGAAUCAGUGUGAGGACAGAAAGGAGGGAGGCGCUCCCUCUAAAACCACUGGACCUGGACCUGGACCAGGACCUGGACCUGAGCCCAGCGGUGUGUCCUUCAGGAGUGACCGGUCAGCGGAUUUUCUAAUUGACUUUAAACAAAGUCAUGAAAAAAGACUCCAUCAGAGACCAGACUCACCUGAACCUGAACCCAGCUGUGUGUCCUUCAAGAGUGACAGGUCACAUGAUUUUUUGAUUGAUUUUAAACAAAGCCGAGGAAAAAAAGUGGACCAGGAGAGGUGGGAGGUGCCCAGUGGUCAGUCUGCCCAGCAGCAUCAGACACACCUGGACUCAGUUUUUAAGCUGCUGGAGGAGAACAUUGUCACUUUUGUGAAGAACGAGCUGAAGAAGAUCCAGAAGGUUCUGAGUUCAGAUUACCCAGAAUGCUCAGAGAGUCAGAGGGAGGAUGAGGAGGAUAAAGAUCAGAGGAGGAGCAGCAGAGAGGCAUUUCUGAAGAUCACACUUGACUUCCUGAGGAGAAUGAAGCAGGAGGAGCUGGCUGACUGUCUGCAGAGCAGGAGUCCUGCUGGAGUUUGUCAGCAUAAACUCAAAUCCAACCUUCAGAAGAAGUUCCAGUGUGUGUUUGAGGGGAUCGCUAAAGCAGGAAACCCAACCCCUCUGAAUCAGAUCUACACAGAGCUCUACAUCACAGAGGGAGGGACUGCAGAGGUCAAUGAUGAACAUGAGGUCAGACAGAUUGAAACAGCAUCCAGGAAACCACACAGACCAGAAACAACAGUCAGACAAAAAGACAUCUUUAAAGCCUCACCUGGAAGAGACGAACCAAUCAGAACAGUGAUGACAAAGGGAGUGGCUGGCAUCGGGAAAACAGUCUUAACACAGAAGUUCACUCUGGACUGGGCUGAAGACAAAGCCAACCAGGACAUACAGUUCACAUUUCCAUUCACUUUCAGAGAGCUGAAUGUGCUGAGAGAGAAAAAGUUCAGCUUGGUGGAACUUGUUCAUCACUUCUUCACUGAAACCAAAGAAAUCUGCAGCUUUGAAGAGUUCCAGGUUGUGUUCAUCUUUGACGGUCUGGAUGAGUGUCGACUUCCUCUGGACUUCCACAACACUGAGAUCCUGACUGAUGUUAGAGAGUCCACCUCAGUGGAUGUGCUGCUGACAAACCUCAUCAGGGGGAAACUGCUUCCCUCUGCUCGCCUCUGGAUAACCACACGACCUGCAGCAGCCAAUCAGAUCCCUCCUGGGUGUGUUGACAUGGUGACAGAGGUCAGAGGGUUCACUGACCCACAGAAGGAGGAGUACUUCAGGAAGAGAUUCAGAGACGAGGAGCAGGCCAGCAGAAUCAUCUCCCACAUCAAGACAUCACGAAGCCUCCACAUCAUGUGCCACAUCCCAGUCUUCUGCUGGAUCACUGCUACAGUUCUGGAGGAUGUGUUGAAGACCAGAGAGGGAGGAGAGCUGCCCAAGACCCUGACUGAGAUGUACAUCCACUUCCUGGUGGUUCAGGCCAAAGUGAAGAAGGUCAAGUAUGAUGGAGGAGCUGAGACAGAUCCCCACUGGACUCCAGAGAGCAGGAAGAUGAUCGAGUCUCUGGGAAAACUGGCUUUUGAUCAGCUGCAGAAAGGAAACCUGAUCUUCUAUGAAUCAGACCUGACAGAGUGUGGCAUCGAUAUCACAGCAGCCUCAGUGUACUCAGGAGUGUUCACACAGAUCUUUAAAGAGGAGAGAGGACUGUACCAGGACAAGGUGUUCUGCUUCAUCCAUCUGAGUGUUCAGGAGUUUCUGGCUGCUCUUCAUGUCCAUCUGACCUUCAUCAACUCUGGUGUCAAUCUGCUGGUAGAGGAAAAAACAGCAGACCAUCAAUCUGUAGAGAAACAUCUCUACCAGAGUGCUGUGGACCAGGCCUUACAGAGUCCAAAUGGACACCUGGACUUGUUUCUCCGCUUCCUCCUGGGUCUUUCACUGCAGACCAAUCAGACUCUCCUGCGAGGGCUGCAGACACAGACAGGAAGUAUCUUACAGACAAAUCAGGAAACAGUCAAGUACAUCAAGAAGAAGUACAAAAACAUUCUGUCUGCAGAGAGAAGCAUCAAUCUGUUCCACUGUCUGAAUGAACUGAACGAUCGUUCUCAAGUGGAGGAGAUCCAACAGUACCUGAGUUCAGGAGGUUUCUCCAGAGAUAAACUGUCUCCUGCUCAGUGGUCAGCUCUGGGCUUCAUCUUACUGUCAUCAGAAAAAGAUCUGGCUGUGUUUGACCUGAAGAAAUACUCUGCUUCAGAGGAGGCUCUUCUGAGGCUGCUGCCAGUGGUCAAAGCCUCCAACAAAGUUCUACUGAGUGGCUGUAACCUGUCAGAGAGAAGCUGUGAAGCUCUGUCCUCAGUUCUCAGCUCCCAGUCCUCUAGUCUGAGAGAGCUGGACCUGAGUAACAACAACCUGCAGGAUUCAGGAGUGAAGCUGCUGUUAAUUGGACUAGAGAGUCCAUAUUGUACGCUGGAAACACUCAGGCUGUCAGGCUGUCUGAUCACAGAGGAAGGCUGUACUUCUCUGGCCUCAGCUCUGGACUCCAACCCCUCCCAUCUGAGAGAGCUGGACCUGAGCUACAAUCAUCCAGGAGACUCAGGAGUGAAGCAGCUUUGUGCUCGACUGGAGGAUCCAGGCUGGAGACUGGACACUCUCAGGGUGGAGCCUGCUGGAGUCCGAUGGUUGACACCAGGUCUGAGGAAGUAUUCCUGUGAGCUCACAGUCGACACAAACACAGUCAGCAGAAAGAUCAAACUGUCUGACAACAACAGGAAGAUGACACGUGUGGAGGAGGAUCAGUCAUAUCCUGAUCAUCCAGAGAGGUUUGAGUGUCCUCAGCUGCUGUGUAGAACUGGUCUGACUGUUCGCUGUUACUGGGAGGUCGAGUGGAGAGGAGAUGUUGAUAUUUCACUGAGUUACAGAAGAAUCAGAAGGAGAGAGAACAGUGAAGACUGUUUGUUUGGACUGAAUGAUCAGUCUUGGAAUCUGUGGUGCUCUGACAGUGGUUACUCUGUCUGGCACAAUAAUGAAGAAACAUUCCUCUCCUCCCCCUCCUCCUCCUCCUCAGUAGCAGUGUAUGUGGACUGUCCUGCUGGCACUCUGUCCUUCUACAGAGUCUCCUCUGACUCACUGAUCCACCUCCACACCUUCAACACCACAUUCACUCAACCUCUUUAUCCUGGAUUUGGACUCUUCAGGUCCAGUCCUGGUUCCUCAGUGAGUCUGUGUGGUGUUUAGUGUGCAGAGUCUCCUCCUGUCACAGAAACAUUGUCAGUGCUGAACAGUUGAGUCUGUACAGGAUCACAGUCACAUCAAUCUUUCAGCUUCUUGUAAUAAAUUCAUCAUCAACUUUGUACAAAAUGAUUCAAACUGAUUGAAAAGAUUCUUCAUUUACAUUUGAAACUUCUUCCAUUAAAUUGUGGAAAUUGCGUUGACUUGUACUUUCUGUCAUGUGUUGUUUUGAAUUCUGGCUCUUGUUCCAAUAAAAUCCACAACUAUCAGUGAAAUGUAAGAAACAGAAAACAUCGACUCGUCUGCAGCUUUAAUUGUAAAGAAUCAUUGUGAACAAAGUUGUAAAUGGACAGUAAAAUCUGAUCAAAUGUACUCGACACUCCACCUGAAACACUCUGACUUGUUUCAUGUGUUUCUAAUGAUGAAACUAAAAGUUUGAUGGUGUUGGUUAACACAUGUAAUUAUGUCCGUAGUGACAGAGUCAUAAACUGCACAACAUCUCUUCAUUUCUGUCUGAUUAUUAUAUGAGAAGAAAACACAUUUGAAUGACAAUCAUUGUGUUUCUCUCAGUGUUUUGUGGCUGUUGAAGUCCGGCUGUAUUUUCAGGACGUUUGUUGGAUUUGAAUCUGGUCCGUCAAACUAAACAGCUGUGAGAAAAGUCUUUCUCUGUCUGAGCCGGUUGGCUGAAGAUGUUUGGAAGUCUGAGAGCCGGAUGAAAUACUGAAACACUUUCAGAGAUCACAAACUAAACUGUCCUGAUGAAGUUUUUAAACAAGCGCUGAAGAGAUUUGAGCUCAUGUUUGAUGCUUCUGAACGUUGAUGUUCAGAGCAAAGAGUCCAAAACUUGUACAAAUUGUUCCUUUUUGUUUAAAUGUGACUUUGUUUGUGAAACGAUCAGCUGACGAGUUUAUAAUCAGACUGAAAGAUGUCGCACAGCGUCACUGAAAUGUUUCUCCUCUGCUGAAGUAGCUGAAUAUAAAAGUCUACUUGUGUCCUCAUCAUGUUGUCUGUCAGUGUGGAAACUGUAAAUAAUUCAUGUUGUUUUCAUGCUAUAUUAAAGGAACCAGAACACA